UGUUCAUUUUUCCAUACCAUGUCACGUUUGCAGUAUAUGAAUUUGAAAACACUCUACAAGCAUAUUGCUCCUGAGAAAAUAAUUCUACAUAGCAAUCGUACAACUAACGUUAGAUGUUCCAGAUUGUUCAGCAAGUUAAGUAAUUGGGGAACGAAAAAGACAAAUACAAAAAUAAAGCUUGUUUACUUACCCGAAGGCAUGGCUGAUCCACAAACAGAACAAAUUUUGGCACCGCUAAGGGCAGCUGUCAAGAAACAAGGUGAUUUGAUUAGGUCACUGAAGGAAAAUAAAGGUUCUGAUAUUGAGAUAAAAAAAGCUGUCGGAGAACUAAAAGUAUUGAAAAAACAAUUAGAAGAUAAAGAAUUGUCUUUACAACCUCCAUCUGAAAUCUUUAAUCGAUCAAAAUUUGCAGAUCUCAUGAUUCGUAGAUUUUUCUACGAUCAGUCGUUUUCCAUUUAUGGCGGUGUUGCUGGACUUUAUGAUUUUGGACCGAUGGGCUGUGCUUUAAAAUCAAAUAUUUUAGAACAAUGGAAACGAUUUUUCGUCUUGGAAGAGCAAAUGCUAGAAAUUGACUGUUCAAUGCUUACUCCAGAACGAGUUUUAGAAACUUCUGGUCAUGUUGAAAAGUUUGCGGAUACUAUGGUUAAAGACAAAAAAACUGGUGAAUGCUUUAGAUUAGAUCAUUUGAUUAAGAACCGUUUGGAAGCCCUAAUAAAGGACAAAAAAACUACAUUAGAAGUCAAGGAAGAAUGUAAAGAUAUUAUUAUUAAAUUAGAUGGCAUGACCACUCAACAAAUGUCUGAUAUUGUCAAUAAAUUUAAUAUGAAAUCACCAACUACUGGUAAUGAUCUUUCAGAACCGGUUGAUUUCAAUCUCAUGUUCGCUACUGAAAUUGGACCUACUGGAGAUCAAAAAGGAUUUUUAAGACCAGAAACUGCUCAAGGAAUAUUUGUUAAUUUUAAACGUUUACUAGAAUUUAAUCAGGGAAGAUUACCAUUUGCUGCUGCACAAAUUGGCAACGCAUUUCGGAAUGAAAUUUCUCCCCGCUCUGGGUUAUUAAGAGUACGUGAAUUUACUAUGGCUGAGAUUGAGCACUUUUGUGAUCCGAGUGAUAAAUCGCAUCCGAAAUUUGGGGACAUGGAAAACACAACAUUGAAGUUGUAUAGUGCUUGCAAUCAGAUGGACGGAAAGUCUCCUGUCGAAAUGACAAUUGGCCAAGCUGUGUCCGAAGGACUUGUAGCCAACCAAACACUAGGAUACUUUAUGGCGAGAAUUCAUUUGUUCAUGUUGAAGAUAGGAGUUACUAAAGAGAAAUUAAGAUUUAGACAACAUAUGUCUAAUGAAAUGGCUCAUUAUGCUGUUGAUUGUUGGGAUGCUGAAUGUUUAACUUCUUAUGGUUGGGUAGAAUGCAUUGGCUGUGCUGAUCGAUCAGCUUUUGAUCUCACUAGACACGGAGAAGAAACAAAACAGAGAUUAGUUGCCGAAAGAAAACUACCUGCUCCAAAAACUGUACAAGUUACAGAAUUGGAAAUGGAUAAGGGUUUAAUUGGCAAGACACUUCGAAAAGACUCAAAAGAAUGUGUUGAUAAAUUGUCAAAAUUAUCCAUAGAUGAAAUUAAACAAGUUCAUGACUUUAUUGAUAACUCGACACCAGACCCCACUACUGGAUUAACAUUAUGCAAUAUUGGUGAUAAGCAAUUCCAAAUAAGUAAAAAUAUGAUUCCAUUGAAGUCUUAUUCAAAAACAAUGCACGUUGAAGAAAUUAUUCCUAAUGUAAUUGAACCAUCAUUUGGUAUCGGUCGCAUAAUUUAUACAUUAUUAGAACAUACUUUUAAGAUUCGUGAAAAAGAUGAACAAAGAACAUUUUUAUCAUUACCACCGUUAGUAGCGCCAUUAAAGUGUUGUAUUCUACCAUUACUGGAUAAUGAUAAGUUCACACCUCUUGUUUCUUUCAUUUCCAAAAGUUUAUGUCAAAAAGGAGUAUCCAACAAAAUUGACGAUUCGAGUGGUUCAGUUGGCCGUCGAUACGCAAGAACUGAUGAAAUAGCAGUUCCUUAUUGUAUAACUGUUGACUUUGAAUCACUAAAUGAACCCCAAUCAGUCACAAUUCGAGAAAGAGAUUCGAUGGAACAACUUAGAAUACCAGUACCUGAAGUUGUGGACUUAGUGUACAGUCUGUCACAAGACAAUAUUAAUUGGGAAGUUGCUAAAACCAAAUAUCCGAAAUUCGAGUCUCAACAAAAUGAAUAGUUUUCUAAUAUCACUGAAGUACAAAAAUAAAUUUAUCAAAAGAAUAUUUUCUCUAAAGAGUUCUUACAAUUGACAGAUCAACAUGUUAUCUAACAUCAUUCUGUGAAAUGUAACAUCUUCUUAAAUCUUUUUACUUCAUUACAAAAUAAUAAUUGUCUUUGUGGAAGUUCAAUGUACAGCUAUUACUAUAAUAAAUGUAUCAAAUAAUACAUAUUAUAUUGUAAAAUUUGCAAAUUGCCCAAUAAAAUAAUUAUGCUUAUUGUAUAAAAAAAUACUGCUCUACAUAGUACAUAAUGUAUUUAACUGUGUAAUAAUAAAAUAUAUUAUUGAGAAUGAUCAUGUAA
This is a messenger RNA of Adelges cooleyi (spruce gall adelgid), 2594 nucleotides long. It is a transcript of the gene GlyRS, whose product is annotated as glycine--tRNA ligase. NCBI's taxonomy places the organism in Eukaryota, Metazoa, Arthropoda, Insecta, Hemiptera, Adelgidae. The record is from RefSeq and is a predicted model, not a curated record. The coding region runs from base 19 to 2250 and encodes 743 amino acids. Gene Ontology annotation, biological process: mitochondrial glycyl-tRNA aminoacylation. The transcript has 13 exons. Gene Ontology annotation, molecular function: glycine-tRNA ligase activity; ATP binding. Gene Ontology annotation, cellular component: mitochondrion; cytoplasm.